UGUAGUUUGACUUGAAUGACGGCCGCUAGUUUGUUUGUGUUAGUACGGGAAUUGUUGACGUUUACUAGCUUCAUUAAAAUCACAAAAAAACAAAGUGAAGUUUGUUACAUAUAAAACAUGUCUUGCAAUUAUGCUGAUGGGUUAUCGCCGUACGAAGACAAGGGUAAAUUAGGAAUACCUGAGAAAUUUGACAGUUUGGAUGAGGUUGCUGGAAAAAUUUUAAUUUUAGCCAAAUGGAUAAAAGAAGCUAAGCAUGUAGUCAUGCACACUGGUGCUGGCAUAAGUACACCAGCAGGAAUCCCCGAUUUCAGGGGCCCUAAAGGUGUGUGGACGUUGGAGAAAAAAGGCCUGAAACCACAAAUCAAUGUUUCGUUUGAUGAUGCAGAACCAACAUUCACACAUAUGGCGAUUAUUUCAUUAUUCCAAACAAACUAUCUGCACUAUGUUGUUAGCCAAAAUAUUGAUGGCCUUCAUUUAAAAUCAGGAUUAGACAGAACAAAACUCUCAGAGCUGCAUGGCAAUAUGUUCAUCGGACAAUGUAGCCUGUGUUCUAGGCAGUACAUUCGCCGAAAAGCCGUAACUUCUGUAGGUCAGCGGGAAUUACCAGUUGAUUGCCCUGCCUUGAAAGGAGGCAAACUUUCAUGUAGAGGAAAGCUACACGACACUAUACUUGAUUGGGAACACGAACUACCAACCAGAGAUUUAGGAUUGGCAGACAUUCAUUCAAAUGUCGCAGACUUAAGUAUUUGCUUGGGAACAACUUUGCAAAUAGUCCCCAGUGGUACACUACCAUUAGCAACGAAACGUAAAGGAGGCCGUCUCGUCAUCAUAAAUUUGCAGCCUACAAAAUGGGACAAGAAAGCCGAUCUGGUCAUCAAUACUUAUGUGGAUGACGUGAUGAAGUUACUGCUCAAAGAAUUGAACACCCCUUGGUUGCCUUACGAUCCCAAAUGUGAUCCUACCCGUCAACCGCUAAGUGAAAAGGAAAUGUGGCAGGAAGAAUUUACAAAACGAGAGUGGACACUCGGGGCUCGUGCAGUCAGUACAACACGCAAACGACUUUCACACCCGGAAAAUAAAGCCGAGCCUAAGGCCAAGAAAACAAAAGACAAAAACCAAGAGAAGCCAAUUCCUUGCCAAACCAACAACUCCGCCAACGCUAGUGGGGAAGGUAGUAAACAAGAUGCGGAGGUGGACUCUGUCAAAGUUGAAGAAACUGGAGAUGAAAUCACGAAUUUAAAAGAAGAAAAACAAAAUGACGAUCUAGUUAACCAAUCUGAAACAAUCGUUAAACAAGAGUCCGCUCAGUUGCUACAGGAAAAUGGGAGUGUGUAAUCCAUCGUGAAGUCAUAGUUACUGAAAAUGUGCAUAAUAACAGGGAAAUUAUCUACAUAAAAAUGUGUCGACAAUAAAGAAAUCCAACGCGUUAAUUGCAUUUCAUAGACGGUCUCAUCCAACGUGGAAUCCCUACCCCUCCAAACUUUCGUUUUAUUUCUACUCUGUUCGUUUUAUUUCACGUGACUUUUGGUUUCGCUGUGUUUUUUUUUUGCUUGCCCACAGACUGUCUUGAAGGCAAGAGAUCAACUUCGUACCCUUAUUUGAGUUUGUCUAGCGUUUCUGUAUUGAUAUUAGAUCUGUCGCCACUCGCCAGACAUCACCUUGUUCUGAUUUUUAAUGCGAUUACUUUUAUAUCCUCCUAAACUAAAUAGAAAGAAAUUGAUCCGGAAUUCUGAAAAUAUGAUAUUCUUUUGUUUUUCUAAUCCAAGCAGUAUCAGGAAAAACUACUGUAUAACUUAUUGUUCUUUAAAAAAACAAUAAAUUAUUGUCAAAAUGAA
This is a messenger RNA of Daphnia pulex (common water flea), 1835 nucleotides long. RefSeq names its product NAD-dependent protein deacetylase Sirt6-like (gene Sirt6). Gene Ontology annotation, molecular function: NAD+ binding. The transcript is spliced from 6 exons. Bases 118 to 1335 code for a protein of 405 amino acids. NCBI's taxonomy places the organism in Eukaryota, Metazoa, Arthropoda, Branchiopoda, Diplostraca, Daphniidae. The record is from RefSeq and is a predicted model, not a curated record.